Molecule: messenger RNA, 1371 nt
Organism: Anopheles coluzzii
Lineage: Eukaryota; Metazoa; Arthropoda; Insecta; Diptera; Culicidae
Gene: trsn
Product: translin
Exons: 4
Coding region: 455-1210 (251 amino acids)
Biological process (GO): RNA metabolic process
Cellular component (GO): cytoplasm; nucleus
Molecular function (GO): single-stranded DNA binding; RNA binding; sequence-specific DNA binding
Source: RefSeq, a predicted model, not a curated record
GGCAGGCAAAAGCGAACGGUUUCCAACGUAUGUCGUCGCGUAAAAAGAGAGAGACGAGCGAUUCAGGCAAGAUUAGGGAAACUUUACUCCGGAAAAUCGGGUUUGCAAAGAAAGCAAAAUAGAAUAGAAGAACAAAUAAUAAGAUGGUUGGACACCAAAUAUGCUAGUUCCGGCAAUUAAACAAAAAAAAUAUAAAUUAUACCCCAAUAUUUGGCAAUUGCUAGAAUGCAGUGCACACUUUUGUGAGACUCACUGUAAAUACCGCUUCGCUCACACCUUGUGUCAAGUCACCUUGGGUUUGUAGCGCACUGUCAAAAUAACAACGCUGCACCGGCGUACGAACAUACACACGCAAAACACACCGCCAACCAACAAAACACGUCUGUUUUGCGCUCAAACGCAGUUUACAACGCAUUGUUUUCCUUGCAAACAAAAAGAAAACCCACCCAACACAAUGCAGAACAACGUAAAGAACAUAUUCGACAGCUUCAACGAUUAUCUCGUGAAGGAGCAGGAGCUGCGUACGGAAAUACGUGACAUCGUCCGGGACAUAGAUCAGGCAGCGAAGGAAGCGGCCAUCGCGCUGCAAGUCAUCCACAGCAGCAUCGCCGACGUGUCGGCGGCCUGCGCGAAGGCGCGCACCUUCUUCGAUACCUGUCGCGAAGGGUACGCAAAGCUGGCCGCACUCAUCCCAGCCGGACAGUACUACCGGUACCAUGACCACUGGCACUACAUGACGCAGCGCAUUGUGUUUCUGAUCGCACUGACGAUUUAUCUCGAGAAAGGAUUCCUCGUCACGCGCGAUACGGCGGCAGACAUUUUGGGCUUGUCCGUCAGUCAGCAGCAAGGAUUCCAUCUGGACAUCGAAGACUAUCUGGUUGGCAUUUUGCAGCUCGCCUCGGAGUUGAGCCGCUAUGCCGUCAACUCGGUUAUACUGGGUGACUACGAAAAGCCGCUGACGAUUUCCAAGUUUGUCGCCGAUCUCAACUCGGGCUUCCGGCUGCUGAAUCUCAAGAACGAUUCGCUGCGCAAACGCUUCGACGCACUGAAGUACGAUGUGAAGAAGAUAGAGGAAAUCGUGUACGACAUCAGCAUACGGGGUUUGCGGACCGAAGCGACUGGUGCUGCUGCUGUUGGUGGUGCAGCAGCCGCAGAAGCACCAUCCGCUCCCACAGCCGAACCAGCGGCAGCGGAGGAAAAACAAGCAUAAAGUGACACAAUUAGCGCGCGUUUCCUUUUGGAGGCAACGCGAUGAAUUAUUUCAUCAUUUCCAACAGUUCUUUUGCAUUUGAGUUUUUGUUGGCACUGUACUAACCGGAUUUACCUUAUGAAAUAAAUGGAUUUUUCUACAAUAAUAUAAUAGAACAGAUU